CUUAUAUUAUCCAUAUACGUAGGUCUGCGUAUGCUCUGACGUAUUGGAAAGUAAAUAGUUGUGUUAUAAAUUCCUUGUUUUUCAGAUGACUACUAUUGGAGUAUAUAAUUAAAUCAGAUCUAAUUCUGUUGUUUUGUAGGUGAUUCACAUUAUGGCGGGACCAGCAUUCAAAGGCACGUUAACAUUGACCACAUCACAACUGAAACAGAAAUUCCUUUGUUGUUCUGGAUGUAGCAAUGAAUACGAUGACAUAGAAAAUUUCGCCCGUUUGUUACCAUGCCUGCAUUCUAUGUGUAACCAAUGCGUGCACAAUUUGGCAAAAGAUGGUGUUUUACCAUGCCCAGAAUGCGAUCAGAAACACGAAUUUAAAGGAGACGUUUCUUCUUUCCCACGAGAUAAUACAAGACAGGAUCUUAUGGAUUUUGUCAGGGUCAAAUUGGCACCUGGAGCGAUUAUCUGUCAGUCAUGCGGAGACACCAAGCAAGCAAGCUUUCGAUGCAAGAAUUGUUCGGAGUUCUUGUGCGAAGAGUGUCAUGUUGCCCACAAAAGGACUAAUGUCACAAGGGGUCAUGAACUAUUGGAACUUCAGUCUUUGCAGAAAAAGGAGAAUUUAGAUGCUUUCUGUCAUCAACAAAAGUGUCCAGAUCACGACCGGGAGCUAGAGCUUUAUUGCAAUAAAGAUGAUUGCCAGAAACCAAUUUGCUUCAUUUGUGCCCUGCUAACUCAUAAACAAGAGUUAGGGCAUGAUAUUAAAGAAAUCCUUAAAAUAUCGAUAGAGAAAAAAGAUGGCAUGCGGAAACGCAUUGAUGAUGUUAACAUGACGGGGAGAGAAAUCAAGCAAAUAAUAGAAAGUAUUGGUCGUGAAGUUCAAAGUGUAAGAGCCCUUGGAAAAGAGGUCGCGACAGAGAUCAACAAUAAUUUCGACCACUACAUUCAGACCCUGGAGAAACGUCGAGAUGAGUUGAAGAGAGACGUUGAUAAAUAUGUACAAAUCAAAGCUGGAACAUUGGAGAACCAACUCAGAAAUUUGAAACAACAACAAAAGCACAUCAACGAAGCGGCUGAAUUUGCAGAUCAGACACUGUUGUAUAACAAUCCUCCUGCAUUCCUACAGAUUGAAGGUACAGUUGUUGACAGACUCGACAAGCUUCACAAUGAGUGGUUUGACAAGGAACCGCACGAGGUAGCAACCAUCGGAUUCAACUGUAAAGGACUUUCACAAGAAAUUCAGAACAAAGUGUCAACCAUGGCAAAGGUAUGGUCAUCUAAUGCCUACCAACCAAACACUAAAAUCACGCCAAAACAGAAUGAUGCUGUACAAGACGAGACUGUAACGUUCCUUGUUGUGUUGUGUAAUUAUGUUGGCAAACCAUUGACAGAAGACGUAGGACAUUUGAAAGCAACCUUAACAGACCCAAAUGGUGCAACAGUUGACGUCCGUGUAAUCCAGAAUGGCUCUGAAGAAUUCCGAGUGACUUUUGUACCGUUCUACGCCGGUUCUUACAAGCUAGAUGUGUCAAUCCUAGAUAAGCCUCUUGGAGAGCAUGAGUUCCAAGUACAACCACGUGACAAACCUCAAGGGUCCAAUAUUGAUGCAAGUCAGUUAGACGGAGCGACAAGACCAGACUUUACACUGGAACGAAAGAAAGCCCAUAGAGAUGUAACAGUUACCCCAGAUGGUAAAACGUUUGUCAACAGUCCCUCUGGAACUUUGAUGGAGUCAACAAAAGACAGACUCCACAAGUUUAAGGGUACAUAUGGAAAUACACUAUUUACCAGUCCCGGUAAAUUCUACUACGAAGUUAACAUAAGAUAUAAAAUUCGAAGUCAACUGGAGAAAAGCAACCUCGUUUUCGAACUUGGAUUGGCCCGGAGAAAUGAAAUGGAUAAAAAGCAUGUUGUCGAUGGACAACCGCAUGCCUGGUCAAUGAUAUGUUCCCAACAUGUUGAUUGUGAUGCCAUCUGUCUCCAUAUUGCUCGUGGCGGAAAGUGUCUAUUUCAUGAGACAUUAUCGAAAAAUGCUAUUGGUUGUACCAUGGAUAAAACCUUUGGAUUCCUUCUUGAUGCUACCAGCGGAGUAUGGAGGAUCUUUGAUGCAAGCAAAAAUAAAUCGAUAUGCCAGAUGGACGAUGUUGAUUGUUCUGAACCUCUUGUUCCUGUUGUGUCCGGAUAUAAUCCUAACCAAGUCGAGGUCACCAUGACAUUGUGCACAGGAGAUGAGGAAUAAACAUUGCAUGGUUGUACUAAACGUAUUUCGUACAUUUUAUAGAUGUCAAGGUUCUUUGUUUUUGAAAUUUCUUCAAUAAUAUUCAAGGUAUUCACUUCAUAUUUUGUUUAUAAUUAGAGAUUAUAUAACUUAUAUAGACCUCAAUUUUCAUAAGAUUAUUUUUGAUUUUUUUUUAAUUUCUAUAAAUUGGUUUUAAUGUUGUGUGUGUAAUUUUGUUGGAAGGAUGUCUUUUUUACAGAAAAGAGACGUUGUAAUAUACUGAAUACUGAUACUUCUGGCCAAAUUUUAUAAAUUAGGGAAAAAAAAGAAAAUAAAUACGCAUUAUUGCUAUUUACUUUUUCAAAUAAGUUGAGGUAAAAGAACUGGAAAUUGCAUUUAUAACUUUAAUUAGUUUUCUCAAAACGACAGCCCAAAAUCAGCAGCAAAAGAAAUAAAAUGCAAAAAAUAAGGUUAAACAUUUUGCAUUAAACAUUGACAUGGAGAAAUUCAUAUGAUAAUUGACAAGAAAUAAUCCAGGUAAAUUUCUCCUAAAUUAAUAAUUAUCAGUUAAAAUAGAAAUGAAGCUUCUUUUAUUUAAUGAAGAAUUGCUUAAUCUUACAAAUGACCACAGUUAAUAUUUAGAUACAAAUCACAACAAACACCAUAAUAUAUAUAUAUAUUGGUUCAAAAGAUGUUUUGUCUUUGUUAGUCUUGUAUGUUUUUUUAAUUUUAGUUCAUUUAUAUGUUUUGGAGUUUAGUGUGACGUCCAUUUUCAUUGAACUAGUACACAUUUUUGUUUAGGGGCCAGCUGAAGCCCGACUCCGGGUGCGGGAUUUUCUCGCUGUGUUGAAGACCCAUUGGUGGCCUUCGGCUGUUUUCUGCUCUUUGGUCGGGUUGUUGUCUCUUUGACACAUUCCCCAUUUCCAUUCUCAAUUUUAUUUGUGAUUAGGCUGCUGCUGGUAGCUUUUUUUACCAAAAAUUAAAAUGUGAAAUAGCCAUUCGUAGCUAGUGUAUUAAUUAUAGCAUGGUGUUACUUGACAGGUUCUUAUGUGGCAUGUCAUUGGCGUCAUAAUUAAGACUUCAACUCAUACUCCUGUUAGCUUGUAAAACAAUAAAAACUAAUGUUUUGUUCGUCACCCAUUCGAGGUAAUUUAAACUUAUUUACUUACGUAGAUUCAAAUUCAAGUUUUAAUUCUUGUGUAAAAAAGGGAUACGAUUUUAUCAUUUACCAUUUUACCCAUAUGUUUACCAUUAAAGUGUAAAUAUCCUGUUAUAUUCACUAUACAGCGUUGUGUAAUAGGUAUUCGUUAUCUGCAAUGUUUUGCUAUAUUUCAUAUGAUAACAUAUCUUUUAAAAAAUACUUUGAUGGUUGGAUUUUAAGAAAAACCAUGUGAUAAAAGACGUUGAAAUAUAUUUAUCUAUUUUGUUAAUAACAUUAACGGUACCAAUUUUAAUGCACCAGAAAAUCAAUAAUCUAAUUUAGUUUACAGUUACAUUUAGUUCCUGCUGCAAAUGUGAACAUAACAAUUGUUUACAAUUUAAUUUGAUUUAAAUAUAUAACAAAUUUCCGGACAAAAAAUAGUACUUCAAUAUCAUCAGAAAAUGUAAACAUUUCCCAAUAGAAAUAUAACCAAAUUCAAAAAAAAUCUUCUGCUAUUAGUGCCAACUUGAAGAUAAGAUUUCAAACAAAAAUGACUCCAAAACAUUUCUUUUUUUGUAAAAAAAACUUAGUUCAAUAUGAAUAUAGCAAAAUCUUGUAAACACAAAUACUUAGUGCAGAACGCUGUAGCUUUUGUUAGAUUUUUGUAUAAAUCAUUACUUUUUCUUUAUGUUUUUAUGUGAUGAAAAUUGGUUGUAUUAAAAAAUAAAUGUAGCAUUAAUCACUCAACAAACUUAUUGCUGAUUUCUUAUGCUUAUUUAGAGUAGUAUAUAAAAGAAUUUCCCAUUAAUUAUAACAUGAAAUUAUGUUUAUGGUAUUGUGCAGUUGAUUUUCUGUUUUAAUUUCAAAAAUUGUAUUUUACUGUUGAAUAAGGUAUAAAAUGUAUAAUCAUUUUUAUUAAACUUUAAUCUCUGUGGACUUGUAAUAUUCUCUAUUCGAUGUAUAUCAUCUAUUCAUUAAAUAUAAAUGUAAACUGUAGGUUUAUUAUUACAUGGGUUCUUGUUUAGUAUAUUGAAGGCAGUAUCAUUAUCUUUA
Molecule: messenger RNA, 4400 nt
Organism: Mytilus californianus (California mussel)
Lineage: Eukaryota; Metazoa; Mollusca; Bivalvia; Mytilida; Mytilidae
Product: tripartite motif-containing protein 45-like
Exons: 6
Coding region: 152-2227 (691 amino acids)
Molecular function (GO): protein binding; zinc ion binding
Source: RefSeq, a predicted model, not a curated record